Molecule: messenger RNA, 1614 nt
Organism: Ipomoea nil (Japanese morning glory)
Lineage: Eukaryota; Viridiplantae; Streptophyta; Magnoliopsida; Solanales; Convolvulaceae
Exons: 5
Coding region: 1-1614 (537 amino acids)
Molecular function (GO): nucleic acid binding; zinc ion binding
Source: RefSeq, a predicted model, not a curated record
AUGGAGCACACUAAAGCUCUUCCCCAGCUAGUCGGUGACAACUAUGCGUAUUGGAAGGUGCGCACACGCACUCAUCUCAAAGCACAAGGUGAACCAGUAUGGUGUAUCAUUGUAACAGGCUGGGAACAUCCAACCAAAGCCAGUACCAGUGAGGAUGAAACUCGAGUGACGAAACCUGAAAAUGAAUGGACCCAAGCUGAGAAAACAAGUGCUGGACACAACGAUAAGGCACUAGAUAUUAUUUAUGGGCUAAUUCAUGAAAGUCAAUUUCCUAUUGUUGCAGGCCAUGAUUCAGCUAAAGGCGCAUGGGAAGCACUAGAGGCUACCUACGAAGGCACAUCGUCGGUAAAACAAUCGAAACUGCAACUGGUACAGUCAGACUUCGAGGAGCUCCGGAUGAACGAAAAUGAAACCAUCGUGACUUUUCACACUCGUGUGCAAGAGCUAGCAAAUCGAGCUAUGGUCCUCGGAGAACUGUUCACUCAAGAAAAGUUUGUGAAAAAAAUUCUACGAUCACUACCACCUCGGUCCCGGAUGAAAGUUACAGCAAUCCAGGAACAUGACAACUGGGAGAAAAAAACUGUAUCAAAAGGUUCACGAAACAAGAAUAUGCAAAAGGGGGCGUCAUCGUCUAAAACGAGUUCUAAAUCCGGAUCAUCAACCUUCAAGUCCUCUGGUUCACGACCAGGACAGUCCAAAGAGAAAUCCACCAGUAAAGGGAUCCGAUGCUAUGAAUGUGAGGGCUUCGGACAUGUACAAGCAGAGUGCCCCACCUAUUUUCGACUCAAGAAAUCCAUGUCAGCAGUUACUUGGAGUGAUGAUGACUCGGACGGUGAAACAGGAGGAUCUGAUUCAGACGAAAUUUCUGGUAAUUUUGUUGCCUUUACUGCACAUAUGGCUGCUGGACCGUGUCAUGAAGAUGUUGCUGACUCGGAGGGAGGCGAGUAUACCUCUGCAGAAGAUUUAGAAUCAAGUGAAUCAUCUUUUGAAAUUGAGUUUAACAAGUUGUAUCCCAAAUGGGAAGCACUAAGAAAAGAAAAUCGUAGAUUAACUACUGAAAUAGGGAUUGUAACAACUGCAAAGAAAGUGUAUCAAACUCAAAUAGCCGAUAGGGAUCUGCUUCUUAAAGAGGCAUUGGCCCGAGAAGAAAAACUGAAACAAGAGAUACAGACUCUGAAGCAGGAGCUGAACACCUACAAACGCCAAAUCCAAAUGAUGGAUACCACGUCUACACUUGAUGAGAUCCUUGAGUCUGGAAGAAAGACUUCUGCAAAGUUUGGUCUAGGUUUCACAGGAAACAACUCAAAAGACAAAAUGGUGUUUGUCAAAGCGUCAGGCCCUGGUCAAGGAGAUAUUCCAGAAUCUAGCACAGCGACGCAUCGCGUUGGUUACGGGGUCAUACCAGACCCGAAUGCUACUACUUCUACAAGGAUCAAAGAAUCGAGAAGUCGAGAAGAAAAAUGGUACUUCGAUAGCGGGUGUUCACGUCACAUGGCAGGAAAUGCUAAAUUUCUGAGUAAUGUAAAUACAAGCAAAGGUGAAGUUACCUUUGGCGACGGUAUAAAAGGACAAGUCACUGGUAUAGGCACGCUAAAUGUAGUUGGAUCAAUAUAG